Messenger RNA from Paramormyrops kingsleyae, 2189 nucleotides. RefSeq names its product tubulin polyglutamylase complex subunit 1 (gene tpgs1). Gene Ontology annotation, biological process: protein polyglutamylation. NCBI's taxonomy places the organism in Eukaryota, Metazoa, Chordata, Actinopteri, Osteoglossiformes, Mormyridae. Gene Ontology annotation, molecular function: microtubule binding. The record is from RefSeq and is a predicted model, not a curated record.
CCUAUAGUAACCAUCUUUUAGAAGUGGCGUCCCUAGCAACCGUUCUUUUUACCUUGUAUACAGAUUUACAUAUGGACAUUUAUAUAGACACUUCGUUCGUUUGAUCCACGUAGCACACUCUUUGAGUUUUAUUAAGUAAAAGUAUAUAUGGUAAAUGAAGUGGAGGUUUUCCGGGUUGAACUGCGAUACAGGCAGCAAACGCGAGCGAACCAAAGAUGGCGGAGAAGCGGCGAUCAGGUGUGUCAAUGGCCGAGCCGAAGAUCGCCAAAGCGGACAGCGAGGAGGAAUUUCUGUCCCAAUUAGGGGUGGCUGCGCUGCUCAGGGGGUCUCUUCUUAAACUGGUGGAAGCCAGACCCGAAGAUCCGAUAGGAUUUUUAGCCGAUCAUUUCGCUAAUUUAGCAUCGGGAAGCGAGGCUGCGGACUGCGGCGACGCAGAGCCGAGCAGGACGGUGCAGGACCGGCUGAGCCAGGCGCUGUGGAACCUCAACCUUGCGCAUCAUUCCCAGAGAUCUGCUUUUAACAACAACGUGCGGGUCGCCUACGAGCUGCUCAUGACCGGAGGACAACAUCUCUGCCCGGGUGGAGGAGUGCGGGGCCGCAUCUACACCGAGCUCCUGCGCUCUCUCUGCACUGAAGCCGGCCUUUCCAGCUCCACCAGUGCGCCUCUGCUGCGCCGGAUCCAGUGCCAGGACCACGAGGCCGUCCCCUUCGAGCUGUUCCGGCAGGGCGUGCUGAUUUGCACCGUGUUUGCAGACUACGUGCGUAAAUCUCAGUCCCUGUACCUGGCAGUCUGUGGCGGUUCCGAGGUGCCGGCCCAGCGGGCUCUCUGUCAGGCUGCCCUCGGUGCCCUGCGGGACGCACUGGACACUACGCAGUGCGCCGAUACUGCACGCUACCUGGAAGCCAGUGCCAAAAUCGCGCCUUGUACCUUAGCCCAGGCGAUGGUGUCGGCACAGAGUUCCUACGAGGCCCAGGCCGGCGCCAGCAUGGACCCAGAGGAGUUUGAGAAAGAGGCAGUAGCUCUGUUCACAGCCCGCAUCCAGCCUGUGUCCUGAAACAAUCUGACCAUUUCUUAGAAUCUUCUUAUUAAACACGGCUCAACAAAAUGUCGUUGGCACUGGGUAAAAAUGAAUAGGUGCGGUCAGUGAGGCCGUGUAAAUCUUCCACGGGGUUGCCAACUCCUGCAUCUGGCGUGACACUCUCACUUUGAGACUCUCACGCUCACACAAGAAAUCGUAUAGCAAAUUUAUAUUAUUCCAUUAUGAACCUGAGCAUUGGGGUAGUUUGCAAUCCAUACAGACUACAAGAUAAUAAACCUGUUACAUACAUGUAAAUAUGUGUGCGUGUGUGUGCGGUUUGGUCUCGAGCCAGCUGACGAAAGAUGGCAACCCUGCUUCUGUGGGUCGCUGUUUAUGAAGUUUUGCAUUAUAUACUUUGAGUUCCAGGACUGCGAUUAGGGUGGUGAGACUUUGUGGGUAGCAGCCAUCCGCACACACUUCCAGGGCUGGGGAUUCAAACCCAUGACCCGCUGGCGGUUCCAGGUUGUUGUCAUUCCAUCUCUGUGCUUUCUGGGCUAGGCGACAGGCUGCUUGUAUUCAAAAGUGUUUCUAGGGUAGAUGGAUGGACAUCCUGCUAACCCUUUCCCCAGCAGAUUAUUUUAAUAAGUAAAUAAUAUUAGAACAUCAUAGUAUCAUGAUCUGACAUUUAUGUAAAAGCACAUUUAGGUAGUAAAGUAUGUUAAGUAUGAAAGUUUUAUGCAAUAUGUGUAUGUGUAUAACUUUCAUGUUUAGCAAGGUGAGGGAGCAAAAUCUAAUCCCUACACAUUUAAUCCCCCAGUAUUGUCCAUAUGGAUACAUUUAGGGGAGCCUUAAAAUCAUGAAUGUGACUUUGUUAAACAACAGAUGUCCGGCAAUGCUUUUUAAGAAAAAUUCUGUCAUGGUAGUCGUUCUUAACUUGCAAAAUAGUCAUGAAAUGCCUGACAUCAACCUUUUCGGCCUGCUUUAAAGUGUGUAAGGAAGGUUAGGAAGGGGACAGCCUUUUCAGUCGCAGAUGAAAGACCUGAACUGCAUUUGAGCUUCCCUGUUAGUGAUAAAUGACUGGUUUGCUUCAGUUAAACAUGAAGUAUCUCUCUCCCAAAUCUGCUGCUACUUUGCACAUGCUGUUUGUAUAAAGUUAUGAUUUCUGAUGCA